AUGAGGAAUCAUGAAUCCCGUCCUACUGGCUCCACUCCAUUCCCAGAAGCAAAUGCAGUGGCAAGUGAAUCAACCGUGGCCAUGGUCGUGGACGUGGACGGGGCCGUGGUCGUGGCUGUGGGCGUGGCCAUGGAUGUGGUCGUGGUCGUGGAGGUAGUCGUUCCCACAAAGUGGGCAAAUAACAAUGAGCAUCACCAAAAAGAAUCUAGUGGAAAUAAUAAUCAUGCUGAAAAUCUUUGUUAUCAUUGUGGUGGCAAGAGUCAUUGGUCUCGUACCUGUCGUACGCCAAAGCAUUUGGUUGACCUCUACCAAGAAUCGCUGAAAAAUAAGAAUAAGAAUAAAAAUAAAGGCAAAGAGCCAAAGGUGGAAACAAAUUUUGUGGGAGAAAAAGGCGAUUCUGAUUAUAGCAACAUGGAUGUUACUCAUUUCGAUGUUACUGAUUUCUUUGCCAAUCCUGAUGGAAGAAUUGAUCACUUAAUUGGUGAUGGAAGUUUCAAAAAAUGA
This is a messenger RNA of Neltuma alba, 504 nucleotides long. RefSeq lists its product as uncharacterized. The transcript has a single exon. The record is from RefSeq and is a predicted model, not a curated record. NCBI's taxonomy places the organism in Eukaryota, Viridiplantae, Streptophyta, Magnoliopsida, Fabales, Fabaceae. The coding region runs from base 1 to 504 and encodes 167 amino acids. Gene Ontology annotation, molecular function: zinc ion binding; nucleic acid binding.